This is a messenger RNA of Brugia pahangi, 756 nucleotides long. NCBI's taxonomy places the organism in Eukaryota, Metazoa, Nematoda, Chromadorea, Rhabditida, Onchocercidae. The record is from the annotation of a GenBank genome assembly.
AUGUCAACAACUCCGACUGACGAAAAAAAAUUGUUACCAGACAAAAGGAUCCGUUCUCGAUCGCUAAAACACAGUUGUGGCGGUGAGGAUUGCAGUGGUACAAUAAGUUCGCUGCCACUUGAAAUGCCUUCCUUGAAUCCAAAAAAACGUGUUGAAUCAAUACAAUCUCGACCAUUUAUCCCAAUAUCUAAUCGGAUACCACUAGCUCAAACACUAGCUCAUCGGAAAUUGCGUAAAUAUGCCAGUGAAACGAACUUCCCACUGGAAGCCAGCAGUUCUUCAGACCUAUUAUUGAAAGAGAAAGACCAGAAGACAGCCAUCGGUAAACACAAAAUAUUUUCCGUGCGACCUGUUAAAACCGCUGAUAGUGGUACGCUAAUUCAGGAUGGUAGUGUUCCGUGUUCUCAACAUGUUAAGCGUGAAGAUUCAGAGGGUGAAGCAAGCUGCUCCGGCAGUGAUGCAACUUUGGCCAGCAUGUCAAUGACUCCAAUUUUACGGCAGAAAUCUCGGCGAUCCCGUCUUAAUCGGCCGAAAAGUUCAACAUAUAUGUACGGGACAUCUAUUUCCUCGGAUGCUUAUAAUACUCCGACAUCUGCCACACUACCAUCCGUUGAUUCCUUGCAACAAAUCGGACUGGGAAUGGCAGGAAGCAUGGAAGAACGUCGAGAAAGUAGCUUUUACAAUAUAGAUGAUGACAGUUUACACGAAUUCGACGAUGAAAAAGGUAACUUAUUUAAAAUAAUUCAAUAUUUUUAA